AUGUCUCCAAAGCUCGAAGCUGUCUACGCCAACACGUGCCUUCUGCCUCGCGUAAGGUAUCUACGCGAGAUGGCCUGCCACAUUGAGAUGGAGCAGUGGAAGCGACGGGCCAGGGACACAAACGCGCAUGCCCAAAAAUGUCAAGAGGAAAAGGAACGCCGUGCCGCCCUGGAAGAAGAGCUUCGGGGCCGCCUCAAUCUGAUCAAUUUCGAGAUGCUGCGAAAAGAAGAUCAGGUGAAGGAGUUGAAGACCGAGUUAGCCACGGCUGAACUUGAUAGAGACCAGAUGCGGGCCGAGAUCGAGACGUCGCAGGUUGCGCAGGCCAACCUACAGCUGCGUAUUGACCAAGCCGAGGAGGAAAAGACGAAGAGUGUGAAGAAAGCUAGUUCUGCAUCCAAGAAGCGUUGGAAGACCAAAGAGCAACAACUCCGGGCAACUAUUCGCAGCUUGGAGGGCGACAUGGAACAGGAGAAGGGUGAUCUUGAAGCGGAGAUCAGCGCUUUGAGGGAAAAGGAGAUACUGUUUCAAAAGCAGUCUGAAGAUGCGAGUAUCAAUACCAAAAAUUUGGAGUUCAACAUUGAGAAGCUCAAAGACAGCCAUUCGAGAGAGGGAGAGAAGGCCAAGUCACUCCAAGAGCAGCUUGACGAGCACAAGAAACGGGAGGAUUCCGUCCAGCGACUUGAGCAACACUUGACUAGCAUCUCUACCAAGGUGGAGAAGCUGACCGAGAAAUCAGCUCAGGCUGAUGGCGUCUCAUCCAACGUCAUGGACAGGUCAGCUACCGAAGUUCUUGAUCUUGCAGAAGCUAACCUGGUUAGACUGGACAAGCUGUUGGAGCUCGUUAAAUCCACCCCAAGAGCGCCAGAUGCGGACGCAAUCGGGGGCAUAUUGAAAGAAUUUCAGGAUCAGGUGGUGUCCAACUUUGCCCAAGAAGUCAAGCACAUGACGACCGCGCAGUCUGACGUCCAGGGCAAGGUCCAGAGCAUCCAAGAGUGUUUGCGCACCCAGUCGGCUCUUGUUGCCGAACACAAGGAACAACAGCAACAGCUUCUGCAAUGCCUUUCGAAGCAGGGGGGAGAGAGUGCCAGUGUUUGGCAACUGCUUCGAUCGAAAGAGGAGCAGUUAAACAAUACGGCUAAUGCCGUCAUCGAGAUGCGCCAACGGUUUGAGGCAUUCAUCAAGACCAGCGAGGAUCACGACCGCGGAGGCGCCUCGGACGCAGAUCUUCGUGCAGCAGUAGAGCGUUUGAGGGAGAGCGAAGCCAAGGUGGCUCAUCUGGAGACCAACCUCCGGAACGAGCACACCGCUCACGAGGCUCGAGAAACAAUCCUGAAGGAACGCCUCACUACGUUGGAAGCGAGCAGAGGCUCCAUGGAGCGCGAGACCACCGAAGAGAGAGCGAAGUUUGCGACGGUUUCGACUAAGAACCAAAAACUGGAGAAGAGCCUUGCAGAUGCCAACCAGAGAGUUUGCAACCUGACAAUGAAGCUUCGCGAUUCUCAGACCGCUCAAAAAGACCCAACAGACGUCGAGGAGAAGACACCUCAGGAGCUGGAAAGAGAGCUACAAGAGCAACACAGAGUGAUGAGCCUUUGUCACAAGAUGCUCGAAGACAUUCAAGAAGUGCGAGUAAGAGAGGCCACCCAAGAAGCAGCACUUGCUUACAAGGGUAACGAGUCUACCAACCUCCAAGAGCCCGGAAGCUCAUCAUCAUCUCAUGGGAGUUCUCAAAUGUCAACGGCCGACAAGAACGGAUGGGACAGUAAUGAUGAUGAGAUUGAGGUUUCUCGCACAGCCCCAGUGGCCGAAGCUGACAAGGACUAUGAAAUCGUCAUUUCUGAUAAUUCCGAUGAUUCCGAUGGCGAGGAGGACGACGUCUUGGUUCCGGAUACGCAGCUCGAUGAGCGCGCCGUGCAAGUGAAGCGCUUGGUCAUGCGCAGUCCAAUCGAGGAGCCGGACCAGUCGCCAGAGCCACCCUCAGUGGCCGAAGAGAGGCAGAAACGGCGUAGUUCGACGAACCCGGGGUCGGGCCCAACUGGCAUUCUUCGGCGCACGACGUCCAGUCUGCAACCAGUGGCCGUUGACGCUCCAGGAUCGACCCAAGAAAUCUCACUCAUUACCCAUGCUGGUCACACUAGGUACAACCGGCCUGUGGGAAGUGGGAAUGCCAUUGCAAGUGCCCAGUUCCUUGUGCCAAGGAGGCGCAACGGCACAGGCAAGUCAAAAGCUGUCACUGCAGGCAAUGUCCGUAGCGCAAGCAUCCUGUCGUCGCCGUUCUUGAGGCAGCUUCAACCGCAAGGAGUCAAGCGAGCCCAAUCACAACCACCCGAUGGUCGACAGCCAAAGCGUACCAAGUCAGUGUACGACGAACUGAGCAGUGACGAUCCGUUGUCCUCGUCCUAUGCACACGAACCUGACGGAAUCAAUGCUGACGAGACCGAAACUGACAGCCAUACACUUCGUUCUCCCCACUUUCGGAAGGGCAAGGAGACAAUCGCUGCGACGCAGAAUCUUAAGCAGGGACCCGCCAGACAGCCUCUUGCAGAGAAGACCCACGGGCCUCAGCAGCCGCCGUCUUCAUCCAACGACAGACGCAUCUUGAAGACCUAUUCCAAGACUCCGGAGGCUGACGACCUCGUGAGGGCAAAGGUCAACAUUUUUUGA
Molecule: messenger RNA, 2664 nt
Organism: Colletotrichum karsti
Lineage: Eukaryota; Fungi; Ascomycota; Sordariomycetes; Glomerellales; Glomerellaceae
Exons: 4
Coding region: 1-2664 (887 amino acids)
Source: RefSeq, a predicted model, not a curated record